Messenger RNA from Paracoccidioides brasiliensis Pb18, 1812 nucleotides. Its product is annotated as GPI-anchor transamidase subunit GPI16. Gene Ontology annotation, cellular component: GPI-anchor transamidase complex. Gene Ontology annotation, biological process: attachment of GPI anchor to protein. The coding region runs from base 1 to 1812 and encodes 603 amino acids. The record is from RefSeq and is a predicted model, not a curated record. The transcript is spliced from 3 exons.
AUGAUUUCCAAUUCCUUCCUUUUCCUUAGCAUCGUCCUUGCAUCGCUGUUGCCAGCUGCUUCCGCUGUAUCGGAGUACCAUGAACAAUUAGUCCUACGACCUCUACCUCCGUCCUCUCUUUUAGCAUCGUUUAACUUUCGCAGCAAUACGUCAAUAGAAGCCUUCGAGCAUCAGAAUUUCCGCUAUUUCCCAAGAUCAUUAGGCCAGAUACUCCAGCAUGCGAGCACGAAUGAGCUACAUUUGAGAUUCACGACAGGGCGAUGGGAUGCAGAGAGUUGGGGCGAGCGUCCGUGGCAGGGCUUUAAAGAAGGCGGCACUGGUGUCGAAUUGUGGGCAUGGAUAGAUGCGGAUACCGAUGUUGCAGCGUAUGCCAAAUGGGUUACUCUUACCCAAUCCCUUUCCGGACUAUUUUGCGCGUCCUUGAACUUCAUUGAUUCCACUCGAACGACUCGACCUGUAGUGACGUUUGAGCCCGUGGGAAACCACUCAUCGGGACAUCUACAUCUGCUACAUGGAACACUACCAGGAGAGGUGGUGUGCACGGAGAACCUGACACCAUUCUUGAAACUUCUGCCCUGCAAAGGGAAAGCGGGCAUAGCUAGCCUUCUUGAUGGCCAUAGGCUGUUUGAUGCCUCUUGGCAAAGCAUGGCAAUUGAUGUCCGACCCACUUGUCCUGAGGAUGCAGAUAGGUGCCAUGUUGAGAUAGAGCAGACCGUAGAUAUGGUGUUAGACGUGGAAAGAUCGAAAAGACCCAGAGAUAAUCCUAUUCCACGUCCUGUCCCUGUUGAGCAAUUAGUUUGCGAUGAAUCCAAACCAUAUAACUCUCAUGACACUUGCUACCCGGUUGGCAACAGCGCAAAUCAAGGCUGGCGACUAUCAGAAGUCUUUGGACGUAACAUGCCGGGUGCAUGCCCACUUACAGAAGAAGAAGAAAAGAAAAGAAAAGACGUGUGUAUCAAGAUCCCGAACGAUAGGGAGGUAUUAGUAACUGCGGGGGCAAUCGAGAGGAUGGAUCCUGAUGGCCUUUCCCGCUGUUACUCCCUCCUUGAUGAUUUUCCAUUUGAUCUAGUUCUACCGUCUACGUCACUAGAUCCCGGAAUACCCUUGGAACAACCUAUUCUUCAAGCAGAAAGGACCAUAAUAGGCCACGGGCAAGAAAGAGGUGGCAUGCGAUCAAUCUUAACCAACCCCUCCAAAACCAAUCCUGUCGAGUUCAUCUAUUUCGAGACUCUUCCCUGGUUCAUGCGCCCAUAUGUACAUACCCUACAACCUAAAGUGACCAGCCAAAAUGGGACGGUCAUCCAGAUCCCACCCUCAGAGAUAAUCAAAGAAAUCUUCUACCGCCCGGCCCUCGAUCGGGAGCGCGGCACGCAACUAGAACUCAUUCUCUCAGUGCCGCCCACCUCAACUGUAACGUUGACGUACGACUUCGAAAAGGCCAUCCUCCGCUAUACUGAAUACCCACCUGACGCCAACCGAGGAUUCAACGUAGCUCCGGCAGUUAUCAGAUUGCUUGGGACUAGCGACAAUGAUAAGAACCAGACAAAGGAAAAUUACUCACAGCCACCAAUAUACCUGCGCACCACCGGCCUGCUCUUGCCUCUCCCUACCCCCGAUUUCAGCAUGCCGUACAACGUGAUCAUAUUGACGAGUUCGGUCAUGGCGCUGGCGUUCGGGAGCAUUUUCAAUGUUCUUGUUCGUCGCCUUGUUGCUGCCGAGGAGGCACCGGAGAGUGGGAUCAAAGCGAAGAUUUUGGGCAGGGUCGUUGCCGUAAGGGAUAAGUUGAAGGGGAAGGCCGAUAAGACGGAGUAA